UUGAGGUCUGCAAGCAGUGAAUGGUCAUCCGGAAAGGAACUAAACGCUCGUUGUCCUCCUACUGAUUCUGCCGCAGCUCAAGAUGAUGAGACGGAGAGCAUAGUUCCUCGCGGAGCUUGUGGUGCAUUCGUUUCUGCAUUGGAGGACGAAUUUAUGUCUGUACGACGGGCUGCCGUAUUUUCCCUUGGCAAACUAGCUUCAACUCGACCUUCCUUUGCUACGACUGCGCUGGAUCAUCUCGCCGAUAUGUUCAACGACGAAAUUGUCGAAGUAAAUUGUUUAGUCAUUAUUGCUGUCAUUGUGUAA
Haemonchus placei is the source of this 306-nucleotide messenger RNA. Lineage: Eukaryota; Metazoa; Nematoda; Chromadorea; Rhabditida; Trichostrongylidae. The record is from the annotation of a GenBank genome assembly.